Chrysemys picta bellii (western painted turtle) is the source of this 4211-nucleotide messenger RNA. It is a transcript of the gene ECE2, whose product is annotated as endothelin converting enzyme 2. The record is from RefSeq and is a predicted model, not a curated record. NCBI's taxonomy places the organism in Eukaryota, Metazoa, Chordata, Testudines, Emydidae. Gene Ontology annotation, molecular function: metalloendopeptidase activity. Gene Ontology annotation, biological process: protein processing. Gene Ontology annotation, cellular component: plasma membrane.
CCUGCGCGCUGUGCCCGUGCGCCCGUGGCCAGGCUGUUUGCGAGUCCCGCGGAGCCGGCGGCGCCUCCAUCCCCGCUGACCUUCGCCAUCGGGCUCCGGGGCCCCGGGCGUCCCGCCGCCGCCGCCCCCGGUCGCAGCCCAUGCCGCCCGCCCGCCCUGAUGGACACACCCGCUGUUUCGCCCCAGUGACGGUCCCCGCUCGGAGCGCGGGGAGCCGCCUGCCCCUCGCCCCGCCGGCCCCCGCAGCCGGGGCCUCCGCUGCGCCCUUGCGGCUCCGGGAGCUGCCCUGAGCCGCGCGGCUCCUGGCAGGGAGGGGGCCGCCGGGUCCGAGCCCCCGAGCACCAUGGCCAGCCCCGGGGCCGGCGCGGCGGCUGCAGCCCCGCUCGCCCCUGGCUGGGAGCGGAGCUAGGCGGCGGGGGCCGUGCCGGGAGCCCCAUGAUGUCCAGGAUGAACGUAGCUCUCCAGGAUCUCAGCAACAACAUGUCUGAUUACAAACGAGCUACUUUGCAGGACGACGAGGGGGUGGAUGCGGCUGGGGAUGGAAGCGCCUCUCCUGAUAGCGUGGAGGUGGGGUUCAGGAAAGGUCCCCCUCCCUUGCUGAGCCGCCUGGGUUCACGGACCCAGUUGGAGUUGGCUCUCUGUGCCAUCUGCCUCAUCACGGCUCUGCUGCUGCUGGGCUCUCUGAUUGCGCUGGGCGUCCAGUACAGCAAAGACCCUUCCCACAGCACGUGCCUCACAGAAGCCUGCAUCACCGUGGCCAGUAAGAUCUUGGAGGCCCUGGACCGGGAGACAAAUCCCUGCGAGAACUUCUACCAGUACUCCUGCGGAGGGUGGAUAAAGCGGAACCCGCUGCCCGAUGGGCGCUCCAAGUGGAGCACCUUCAACAGCAUCUGGGACCAGAACCAGGCCAUCAUGAAACACCUCUUAGAGAACGCCUCCUUCAACUCCAGCAGCGAGGCGGAGAGGAAGACCCAGCGCUACUACCUGUCCUGUCUGAAGGAGCAGAAAAUCGGGGAGCUGGGCUCCCAGCCACUGAUGGACCUGAUUGAGAAGAUUGGCGGGUGGAAUAUUACCGGGCCCUGGAACCAGAGCAACUUCAUGGAAGUUCUGAAGAUGGUGUCGGGGACCUACCGGGCCGCCCCCUUUUUCACGGUCUACGUGGGCGCCGACUCCAAGAGUUCCAACAGCAAUGUCAUUCAGGUGGAUCAGUCAGGCCUUUUCCUCCCCUCCCGGGAUUACUACCUGAACAAGACAGCCAAUGAGAAGGUGCUGGCUGCUUACCUGGACUAUAUGGUGGAGCUGGGGAUGCUGCUGGGUGGAGAAAAGGUCUCCACCCAGGAGCAGAUGGAGCAGGUACUGGAGUUCGAGACCCUGCUGGCCAAUAUCACCGUCCCCCAGGACGAGAGGCGGGAUGAUGAGAAGAUCUAUCACAAGAUGAGCAUUGCAGAGCUGCAGGCUCUGGCCCCCACCAUUGACUGGCUGGAUUACAUGGCCUAUGCCCUGGCCCCGCUGGAGCUGAGCGAGGCGGAGCCCGUGGUGGUGUUUGGCCGCGAGUACCUGCAGCAGGUCUCCGAGCUAAUCAACAGCACGGACAGAAGCAUUUUGAACAACUACAUGAUCUGGAACCUGGUUCAGAAAACUGCCUCAAGCCUGGACCAGCGAUUCGAGACGGCCCAGGAGAAGCUGCUGGAGACCCUCUAUGGCACCAAGAAGUCCUGCACCCCUCGCUGGCAAACCUGCAUCUCCAACACCGACGACACGCUGGGCUUCGCCCUGGGCUCCUUGUUCGUGAAAGCCACCUUCGACAGAGACAGCAAGGAGAUUGCAGAGGAGAUGAUCAGCGAGAUCCGGACGGCUUUUGAGGAAUCCCUGGACCAGCUUGACUGGAUGGACAGGACGACGAGACAGGCCGCUAAGGAGAAGGCAGACGCCAUUUACGACAUGAUCGGCUUCCCGGACUUCAUCCUCGAUAACAAGGAGCUGGAUGACGUCUACGAUGGGUAUGAAGUCUCCGAAGACUCCUUUUUCCAGAACAUGCUGAACUUCUACAAUUUCUCUGCCAAGGUCAUGGCCGACCAGCUGCGGAAACCCCCGAACCGGGACCAGUGGAGCAUGACCCCGCAGACCGUCAACGCCUAUUACCUGCCCACCAAGAACGGGAUCGUCUUUCCAGCUGGGAUCCUGCAGGCUCCUUUCUACGCUCGCAACCACCCCAAGGCCCUCAACUUUGGCGGCAUCGGCGUAGUGAUGGGGCACGAGCUCACGCACGCAUUCGAUGACCAAGGUCGAGAAUACGACAAGGAGGGGAAUCUGCGUCCCUGGUGGCAGAACUCCUCCCUGGAGGCCUUUAAGAACCGGACCGAGUGCAUGAUGGAACAGUACAGCAAGUACAUGGUGAACGGCGAGCACGUCAACGGCAAGCAGACCCUGGGCGAGAACAUUGCAGACAACGGGGGCCUGAAGACAGCAUAUAACGCCUACAAAGCCUGGCUGCAGAAGAAUGGAGAGGAGAAGCACCUGCCUGCCGUGGGGCUCACCAACAACCAGCUCUUCUUCGUAGGAUUUGCACAGGUGUGGUGCUCUGUGCGCACGCCGGAAAGCUCGCACGAGGGGCUGGUCACCGAUCCACACAGUCCAGACAAGUUCCGGGUCAUCGGCACCCUCAGCAACUCCAGGGAUUUCGUCGAGCACUUUAAGUGCCCGGUGGGCUCGCCCAUGAACCCCGGCAAGCACUGUGAGGUGUGGUAGAGGGGGGCCGCAGGGCAAGGAGGCGUGCAGCCAGGGAGGGGGCCAAAGAAUCUGUACAUAUACAACCAAGCAACUUCCCCAGGACAUAGGCAGGCAGGAGCACCCACAUAGAGUCCCAGAGCCAUGCCCCCUCCCUCCCAGCCUCUUGGAUGGGGACACGUGGGGAACAUCUCCGGGAAGAUCUACUGGCCUCAGCUUCUCUGCUCUGGCUUGUCCUGUGCAGGCUGCAGGCUCCUCCCAUCUCAGACAGAGCUCCAGGAGAGAGUGUAGGAGCCGCGUUUUCCUGCACCACCUGCUGGGUGGAGCCUGGAACCCAGCCCACCCACCUUGGUCAUGCACCACCCUUGUACCAUUGAUCCCAUCCCCACUAUCAGCACCUGCCACCACUGCACAUUGCAAGGAGUGUCAGCCCAGGGUCUCCUGCCCGAGCCCCACUCCAGCCAGUCAGCCCCGCCUCCCCCAGCUCCCCAACAGAGGGUCAUCGGGUCCUGCCCACCCAAGCCGGGCAUAGGUUGAGAGCCUUCAAUGGGCAACACCAGCCUUUUCCUUACAGCCCCGCCCGGUGGGUCUAGUCUGGGUACAGCUCCUCCAACGAGAGCAAUGCUGGGAGUGCCGGUGUCGGCAGGGCCUGGGUGAUACAACCGCCGCGUGAUCGAACGCUGCUAGAGCAGGUUGAGAUGCCCAACGACGCCCUCAGUACCAGUGCUCCCAGCAGUGACCCCACCAGGGGGCAGCACUGGCCCUGCAGCAAGGACUGGCUAGAGUAGACAAGGCCAGUUAUGGGAACACUGGGUGGGAUGGGGCAGAGAGCCUCCAGAGCCUGGUGCCAUCCCAGGGAUGGGCAUAACAGCACCCACAGCGGCACAGUGCCCCAGUUGCCAGGCUGGGAUGCAGGGAGAUGGGACCCCUUCAGGGCACAAAGGGCAGCAGUGCAGCUCCCCUACCACCACUCCGGGCACAGGGAGGGGAGGCAUAAUUUGGGUCUGAAGGGCAGCAGCCCAGCACCCUCUAGUGCCAGGCUGGCAGGGGGAGAAUGUCCACAGGCAUUUUUAAUCUUUUUAAACCAACUGGAACAGCAGCAGUUAACCCCGUGAGGAUCCCUUCUGACUACGGGAUCUUCCCCGGGAUUAGCCCUGAAACAAGCUGCCUGUUCUAAACCAACUCCGAUCCCCUGCCAGCUUCCCUCCCACUAACCCAACUAUGUGCCAGGGCAGGUUUUUCCUGGAUCGUUUGAGGGGGAUCAGACAAGGCGUCUGAAUGCUGGGAGCUUCAGACCGUGAGCUGCUCUCGCUUCUGGGGCAUUUUCUUAACCUUCUUAGGCUCAUUGUAAUCCCAAACCAGCUUGGCUUAGAAACUCCCCAUUUGCUUUAAUUGGUUGGUCAUGGUGGGGACUGGUGCCUUGGACUAGCUUUGGGUCGUUCUUGAUGGAUUUAUUUAACGAUUAAAAGCAGUUUCCACUUUCA